UUGACAAAGGCUUCCCUGGAAGCUUCCACCCACUCUGCUCCCUAUAAAGGCAGGCAGAACAUCCAGAGUAGCAGUCAGGCUGAGAACAACCCAGAAACUACCUACUGUCACUCUGAAGCCCAUCUGCACACUCCGAUAUGAAGGUCUCCACAGCGUUUCUGUGCCUGCUGCUCACAGCUAACACUUUCAGCCCCCAGAUCCUUGCUCAGCCGGGUACUGUCCCGAACACCUGCUGCUUUGCUGUGACCAAUAAGAAGAUCCUCAUUCAGCGACUGGAGAGCUACAGAAUAAUCACCAGCAGCAAAUGUCCCCAGACAGCUGUGAUCUUCAAGACCAAACUGAACAAGGAGAUAUGUGCUGACCCUAAGCAGAAGUGGGUUCAGAACUCCAUAAAGUACCUGGAUCAAAUCUCUCAGACUACAAAGCCAUCAUCACCUUUCUUGAAACUAACCAGAGCCUGAUAAAUGCUUGAUUUAUUUUCCCUUCCUAAGAUGCAUUCUGAAAUAAUCUCAUCAUUCCCGAAAGGAAAUGGGUUUUAUUUAGUGAUUUUAAAAACAAAUUGCAUUUAAGUUAUUGGAGUCUUUAAAUAUAUCUUUAUGCAUAUCAGUCAUUUUUUAAAUGUAAAGUUUUGAGAGGAUCCCUUGCCCUCUGUGAGCCCCCAUCCAGUCCCCUACCAAGUGUAGGAAGUGUGACUCCCAGUGUCUUAGAAACUCUCCUCCUACCUCCUUGGAAUCCUGUAAGGGUCCUAGAAAAGAUCAUCGGUAUGAAAAUGUCUUGUAAUUUUAGGAGGACAUUGUUCUUGUGAACCCAAGAUGUGACUCACAAUGAUGAAUGAAAGUAAAUACUGUU
Messenger RNA from Heterocephalus glaber (naked mole-rat), 849 nucleotides. Its product is annotated as eotaxin. Gene Ontology annotation, molecular function: CCR chemokine receptor binding; chemokine activity. The record is from RefSeq and is a predicted model, not a curated record. Gene Ontology annotation, cellular component: extracellular region. Gene Ontology annotation, biological process: inflammatory response; chemokine-mediated signaling pathway; eosinophil chemotaxis. NCBI's taxonomy places the organism in Eukaryota, Metazoa, Chordata, Mammalia, Rodentia, Bathyergidae.